Molecule: messenger RNA, 7107 nt
Organism: Porites evermanni
Lineage: Eukaryota; Metazoa; Cnidaria; Anthozoa; Scleractinia; Poritidae
Source: the annotation of a GenBank genome assembly
CAAGCCAUCCAGCAACUGAAGGCAGAGAGAGCUUCUCAAGGAAUACGUGGUGAUGGUUAUGCAUUUGUCAGUCAUCUUACACCUACGCAGCAGUUAACAUUAGCCAGGCUUGUUGGUUUGAAGUGUAAAUUGUUGUCUAUGUUGAGUGCUGGUGACUGUUGAGGUAUUUCAUAAGUAGGUUGAGGUAUUGUGGGAUACAGGGACUCAGGUGUUCAUAGUAUCAAAGAGUUGGUUUAGUAAGGAUCUACCAUUAUUAGAGUUAAGGAAGAUUGAAGAGAUGUUAGGAAGGGUGAAGGAUUGGACUUAAGAGCAGCAAAAGGUUUUGUAAUACCUUUCAUAGGAUUGGCGGAAGUAGAAUUCCAACUUAUCUCUGACGUUCAAACGUCUGUAUUUCUUACACCUUUGGAAGUGGUUAGGAAAGAUACAAGCCAGAGUGAGAAAGAGACCGUCUAACAGAGAAUUAGUAGUGUCCAGGAAAGUUCUCGCAGGAGAGUCAUGUUGGUGUCAUUAGUAAUGACCAAAAGAGAGACAAGACGUCUUUAAAGACGCCACAAGUGAAACUAGGUGACCUUACUGAGAGCCAGCGAAAGAUAGCGAUGGAAAUGAUGACUGACGAAGCCGAAUCAUUUGCUCAGAAUGAUGAUGAUGUGGGAUGUAUUGAGGGACUGCAAUUGAAUUUAGAGCUAUCAGGCACCUCCCUAGUUCAGAAGACGUGUACUUCUAUACUCCGCCCGAUGUAUGCAGAAGUCAAGCAUUACAUUGAAGACUUGAUUACAUGCUUGCUACUCCUCACCAGUUGCAUGUGAAGUAUGGUUGUUGUGAAGAAUUGUUAACAAGUUAGGGCACACCAUUGAUCCCAGGAACACUGAAGCUGUCACCAAUCCAGCAGACUCUAAUACAAGGACUGUUGGAAACGUUCGAUAAAAUUAACAGGUCUGUUGAAAUACUUUCGCAGAUAUAUUGAGCAGUUUUCAAGGAUUGCAAAGCUUCUCAAUGAUAUUGUUAAGGAGCCUGAAAUGAAAUGGCUAUUCAAUGUCAGAGAGCAACAGGGGAACGUCACAAUUUUCAAAUGCAAAGAGGCCGGUAUCAUUCCGUGAUAUGCGACCACCAACAAGUCCGCUAGAACAAUAGCCAACAAACAAUGAAUUUAUAUUAAGGUUUGGGUUUCCUUCCAGAAUUUAGCACGACUAAGCAGGUGAAUUUGCAAAUUAGCUUUUCCAUCGUUUAGAAGAAUGCUGUGGUAUGGUGCCAUCCAAAACAACACCCUACCAUUCUAAGGGAAUGGGAAAAAAGAGAGACUCAACCAGACACUUCUUUCCAUGUUACGCACCUCGCCAGAAAACCAGAAAUCUCGGUGGAAGGACAGUCUUAAUAAAGUUAUGCAUGCCUAUUAUUGCACCUGUGAUGAGGCCACUGGAUUCUGUCAUUAUUACCUGUUGUGUGGUCAGUCCCCAAGACUUCCGAUUGAUCCUAUUUUCGAAUUAAGCCUGCUUCUCCCACAGAAUAUUUAGCUCAUGUCAGAGAAUGGAAAACAGCCAUGAAAGAGGCUCACGAGUUAGCAACAAAUAUAUGUAGAUUAGCUGGGACGAAAGGAAAGAAGCAUUAUGAGGGCAAGGACCACAGUCCUGUUCUACUGCCAGGUAACAGAGUCAGUAACAAAUAAACGUGAAAAUUACGAUCUGGAAAAUUACGAUCUUACUGGGAAGAGGCAAUUUAUCGAAUAAUCAAGCGGAAAGGAGAAGGGAGCCCAUUUACGAAGUUGAACCUGAAUCAGGCGAAGGACUGCGCCGCGUGAUACACAGCAGUCUAAGACUUCCAUGCAAUGACUUAACCUUUGAAAGAAAGACAGAGGAUCCAGCCAGGAGGCCGAAGCAGAAGAUUACCAGACCAGCUCUUUUGCCCACCCCCAGCCCUGCCUCAGAAACCAGUUCAGAUGAAGAGGCUUAGGGUAUGCUGACCUUAACAGCAGUGGGAAAAGGGACUGCUCGACAUCAGAAACCUGUGGUCGAGGAUCCAGUGACAAAUUAUGAAUUUUCCUAGCAGUCAGUUGAGCAAGAAAUACCAGCACCCACAGAACCAGGAGAUGAACGCAAGCAAGCAAAAGGAUUUCGUAAUUCUCUCAUUGAGCAUGUGCACAGCGUUAAAAAAAUAAUAAUAAUAAAAUAAAAGAAAUAAAUAAAAGAAACCGAACGUGUCUAGAUCAAAAAACCAGGAGAUGAACGCAAGCAAGCAAAAGGAUUUCGUAAUUCUCUCAUUGAGCAUGUGCACAGCGUUAAAAAAAUAAUAAUAAUAAAAUAAAAGAAAUAAAUAAAAGAAACCGAACGUGUCUAGAUCAAAAUUGGAAAUAAACAUUUACAGCACAGCACAGCACCGCUAAUUUGAUAAAUAAAAUAUUUAGAAAAGAGAAGGAUCUUCCCUCGCUUUCAAGUCGCACUGAAGUGUUAAAAAAGUUUUGAAGAAACUGUGCAACGCAAAUAUUCGUUAAAAGCAACCGAAAACGUAGGCGCAAUGUAACGUUACAUGUGCUCCCUCUUCCUCAGUGAAUGUUUUAAAGCAACUGAAAAGUGCACGCGAAAGGUAACCUCCAAAUAAAAUUUCAAAACAAAGACGUAACUAAACAUGAGCGAGCAGACUUUGAGAGGUUCAAAUAAAAUUAAAGUCCAUAUUCAGUCCAACUGCGUCUAGUGUCCGGCAGGUGAAGAUCAUUCUGCGUUUGAAUAUCAUUCGGCAUUUGAUGGCAUAAACCACGUUUUCGCUGACACAAGGAACGGUAUGAAACACGCUGAGCGUGAUGUAUUGAGACGACAAAGUGCUAUUGUGACGUUUUGAGAGGUUGUUAUUAGAUGCCAUCGACCGUAGCCCCCUUCGGACACCUCAUGUUAUUUACACAACGUAGUUUUCCCCUUUAGUAAUUAGGGUUAAGCACUACCUUUUACAGAUUAGGGUUAAUCACUGCCUUUUCUCAGUAAGGUUAAGCACUGUUUCCAAACUGGUUAGGUUCUUUUUUGGGGGGUCAGGGUUGGUGCCAUCCUCGGAGACCCAGGGACAGUCAGUCGGGUCGGGAAAAAAGGCGGAACGAAAGAGCCCCUGGGUACCGACUUACAACGGACCAUUUCCAAAAAUUCAAGCGGAUGCCGGCUCCUGAUUGGGCACAAAAAAUGCUUUGUAUUAUUGUGCCCAAUCGGCGAACACAUCUCAAUGAGUUAUUUUCGUGUGUUCUUACAUGACGGCUAUUGUCUCGAUCACGGCUUGUUUGUUGUAGCUUAUGCACCAAAGAAAUGCACGGAGUCAGGAAACUUUCAGUUUGAUAUAAAAUCCCCAUCUGAUUCAACUCGCUUACUUUGACAAAUGCAAGCGAACUCUUCUGAACCAUAUCAAAGUUCAUGAAGAGAGAAUGAAUUUUGAUAUUCUCGGGGCAAAUUCAAUUGCUCUUGCUGAUAGUAACCCAAACGUUUAUUCAACUCAUCGGUAGUUCCUUUGUUUCUGGUUAGGAAAGUAGAAAAUAAAAGUUUCCCUUGUACGCACAAGCUUGGUGAACGAACCGGGCAAGUGUGGCGAGACAAUAGCCGUCGUGUACAAACUCACGAAAAGAACUCAGGAGAAAUUGUUCGCCGAUUAGGCACAAUAAUACAAAGCCUUUUUCGUGCCCAAUCAGGAGCCGGCAUCCGCUUGAAUUUUUGGAAAUAGUUCGGUGAGAGUCGGUACCCAGGGGCUCUUCUGCCCUUAUUUGAAAACUUUCGUUGCGCCUUUAUUCCCGACCCGACUGACUGCCCCUGGGUCUCCGAGGAUGGGUUGGUGCUAUAUGUACUUAAAUUAUUUCCCCUCAUUCCUACAAAUCCUCAGUGGUUUAGUGUUUAGCAUAGCAUACUAGUGGGUCUUCUAGGUUGUGGGUUCGGAUCCUACUGUCUACCAUAAUCAUUUUUUUUGUUUUUUGUUUUAAUUUUAAGUUGAAGAGACUAGCACUUUCACGAACAUUUCCAGCUUGAAAUAUCAUCUAAGUGUGAUAUAAAAGCAGAAAGAAGUUCUACCUUGAGCAAAUUUCAUAUGUGGAGAAAGGGGCUCCGGCCAAUGGGAUCUAAUGCUGACCGUUUCAAGAUGACUCAGGGCAAGAACUCCGUACGGGUUAGGUCUGCCGCCUUGCUCGCUCGUUUCACAAUCGCUCGCGCGGCGGCAAAAUCGCAAAAGCGCACAAGGUAUGUCUUGUUGCUAGAGUCCUCCAUUUUUGUCUAGUCUUUUUGUUUUGCGAUCGGCUUACAUUUGUCAACGCUAUCGGUUAAAUUUAGAACAACCUCCUUGCUAGAAAUGGUCUUCAUUCGGCUAAAGCUUGAUAUCUUGUUUUUUUUUGUUUUGUUUGUUUUGUUUUUCAUUUUUUUUAUUCAUCAUUGUAGACAUCAAUGAAUGUAAGGACGGAUUACACAACUGUGGCGAUGUGUCCAAUUGUGAGAAUACCCAUGGAUCUUUCAAUUGCGUUUGCAAAAUUGAUACAAAAUACAAAGGUAGGUGAUACUGACAUGAAUUAUAGCUGAGACCUAAUUCUAUUUUAGCAAUGACUGAAUAAGGCUGAGUGUGACGUGAAGAAUUAUGCAGAUCGAGGUGGUGGAUAUUAUCCACCGAGGCUGAAGGGGCAGUUUUUCACCAUACGAAAGCAGAAUUUGGUAAUUAUUUUUUAUUCGUUCAAAGUAUUUUAAGUCCUAAAAAAGGUUACCUCCUCGUAAACUUUCUUUAAAGCUUUGGCCUGUUUCUUGGCAUGGUCUCAUAUAAACAGACGUCUUUUUUCGUGCAGAAACUCCGCAAAAGGUAGACAACAUCCAUCGAGUAAUAUGCAGUGUGUGACUCCUGUGUAUUCUCCCUUUUUUUCGUCCAUUCAUCAUUUAAAGUCAAAAAGUCAGCUAUCUCCUCCUCGGAUAGCUCUGAACGUCAUGUUUUUCAUUCACUCAUGAAUAAACAGCUCGGCGGCCGUGCCUGUAUACGAGGUUGGUCGAUGGUCUAUUGCUUAAGCCGCCUCGUUUCCAGGCCAAUAUGUUGAUCAAUCUCGUCUCCAAACAAAUACACUAUUAACUCGAUGGUGUAUUGUUCUCAUCUUCCAUUAUUUGGCAUCGCAAAGAAUGACGUGAGAUAUCCGAGAGCUUUAAGCACGCUCCGAGUGGCAGAUUUGAAAGGAUACCUUGUAGGCUUUAAUAUGUUGCUCGUAAGAAGAUUUUACAACUGAAUCCAAGAAUUAAAACUUAGCCUUGUUUUAUGUUGUGAUCAGUUAAAAUGGAUCCAAAUUUGAAUGAUUAUCACAUGAUGGUCCCUCAAAUGUCAGUUGAAUAUGAAGAAUUAGCCUGGGGGAUGAAUGAAUAUUAUUGAACUCUACAUGUUGAGUUGUUUUAUCGCCAUUUUGUUUUUGUCAUGUUUUCCUUCCCUUUUUCUUUAUUCCCUACUUUCUAUUUUUAUGGAUUGAGCGUAACAUGUUCUUCAACUCUGCAACAAACCUUAAUUAACCAAAAUACAAUAGAAGUUAGAAAUAGUUUAGGUUUUGCAUGCGGCUGACCCAUCGUGAAAUACAAAAACUCAAAAACAAAAAAAAAAAGAACAGAUGUGUAGAGUUUUAAAAAGCAAAUUAAUUAAUCGUUCCAAAAUAAUCUUCAGCAGAUUCAUCAGUAGCAAAUGCUCUAAAGACGUCAACAGCAUCAUUAGCAAGUCAACUGUGUAGGUAUUUGCUUGGGUCAAGAUUAGCUGGAGCAAAGUGGAUCCAUCUAUACCGUUUAGUACUUUCACAAUAAUGUUAUAUUCAUUAUUCCACAUCUUUCCCUGACAAGCCUUUCUAAUUUCACAAAAGUAACAACUUGUUCAUCACGACAUCAUCACUGCUAUUGUGGAAGAUUAAAAUCUUAGUAUUUUUUUCUAUAAUAUUUAUUCUAUUUGGCAAAUGUAUAAAUAAAAUAAAAUUAUUUGUUGUUAGCCAACUUCUUUAUUUCAUCAAACUCCUCAAUAGUAAGGUGUUUAAUAAAUAUAAAGAAGUUGGUUAACAAAAAAAUAAUUUUAUUUUAUUUAUUACUGUUUUUUUAAUUUAUUUAAUGAGAUAACAAAACAAAAUAUAUUAGAGCACGACUUCCAGUGAACAAUAUUUGAAAUAAUCGCGUCCCUCAGAUGAUCGUCUCUAAUAAUAAUGAGGAUGAGAAUGGCAAUCGCCCCCGGGCUAUUAUUCGAGGAAAUGCGAUACAUCAAACCAACAUUUAUCGUGUUUCGGUGGAACCUCUUCGGGUCGAAGACAAAUAUAAAUAUACAAGAUAAAAGCGCGGGACCUAGCUAACAAGUCCGUUAAUUUGUCAACUAAUUACAGAGCGUAACUGAGGUCAAUUGAUAGUAUAGCUUGUUAAACUCUCUAAACCUAGAUCUUCAAAUUACCAGGAAUUACGACAAACGGGUCCUGUGCCCACAACGGCUGGAGGGUUUCUUUGGUGUUUUAUUCAUUUGUUUUAUUUUUAUUUUUUCACUUUUUAUUAAUUGUGAUCAUCUCUCAUUAAAGCGUAUCUCUAUCUUUGCGCAUAAUGAAACAAUUUAACAUUUUCUUUCUUUUUUCUCCAAUUGUGCAGUGUCAUCGCCAACUAUGACAACUGUUUUAAGCCCAUCAGCAGCAUCAUCGAGUUCUGUAACAACUGCCUCGAUGCAGCCGACAAGUCGAGGUAUGUUCUUAAAAGCGCUAGCACACCAUAUUCCAACAUUUUCCAUAUAGCAGCAAGAAAGAAGUCUUAGGAAAUCUGAACACAUCAUAGAAUAAUAAUAAUAAUAAAACAAACAAACAGAAAACAAAAACAAACAAAUAACAACAACAAUAACAUCAAUUAUCGGCUCUAGAUCGGCUAUAGACUGUUUUUCUCAAUUGGAAAAGCACCGGCCCGCCCCCAAGCAGAUGGACGUACCACCUAACCGGCCUUUGGUCUUCUAAAAAAUUGGUAUAUGCGGACUGUAAUUUUGAUCAUGUCGCAGUUCACAUGAUUUAACAUUUUCCUUCUUUUUUUCUCCAAUUAUGCAGUGCCAUCGCCACCUAUGACAACUGUCAUUAGCCCAUCAGCAGCAACAUCGAGUACAUUAACAACUACCUCAAUGCAGCCGACAAGUCCA